Molecule: messenger RNA, 3589 nt
Organism: Paramisgurnus dabryanus
Lineage: Eukaryota; Metazoa; Chordata; Actinopteri; Cypriniformes; Cobitidae
Product: opioid growth factor receptor-like
Cellular component (GO): membrane
Molecular function (GO): opioid growth factor receptor activity
Source: RefSeq, a predicted model, not a curated record
CUCAGAGGUAAAUCGAGCUUCUUGCCUUCCUGGUUUAUAAACUAGAAAUGCUUUCGUUUCAUUAUGAACUUUCAUUUUCUCUUGCAUUGAGAGAGUUAAGCACGCGUUGCUCAACUUGAUCGGCGUUUCUGAUUAAUGCGGCUUAAAAAGUUUUUUAAAGUUUGUUACUUUUGUUGGACAUUUUUGUGGCUGUUUCCAAGAAGAGUAAUGAGCUAUAUAACGGGACGAGACUCGGACUUAGAUGUUGAUGAUGAUGAUUGGGACUGUCAGUAUGACUCCACAUGGGAGGACGAAGAUAAAACAUGCAAAAAGAAGAAAAGUAAUCUGUCCACAAGUCAUAGGAAUAUGUAUGCUGCAAGGGACAUGCAAAAGUUUCGGCGUAGCAUCAGAAACUUGGAUGACAGCACAUCAGAAGUGUCUAUGAAUAUCGUCCCAUACGGUAUAUCUCAGGGUCAAGGGUACACACAAAGCCAUUCCCGGGAUCGCUUCUACAACCUGGAGUUUUACAAAGGUUCAACGAGAUCAGUGCCAGAUGGUGUAAGCAUUGAUGAAUUUCAUAAAUAUUGGAAGGGUAAAUAUGAUAGGCUGGAAAGAGUUCACUCCUACAUUCAAUGGUUGUUUCCAUUACAAGAGGAAGGGAUGAAUUGGGAAGCACAUGUUCUCACAAAAGAAGAAAUCAAGCAAUUUCGUAAAGACAAAACGGCGAAAGGCAAUUUGUUGAAAUCAUAUGAACUCAUGUUGGAUUUCUACGGUAUACGCUUGGUCAAUGAUCACACUGGAGCAGUAGCACGUGCUAAUAACUGGGAGGAACGAUUUCACAACCUGAACAGAAAUACGCACAACAACCUUCGCAUUACACGCAUCCUGAAGUGUCUUGGGACACUCGGAUUUGAGCAUUUUCAGGAAAAACUGGUCAGGUUUUUUCUCCACGAAACUCUUGUAGAGAAGAAUCUUCCAAAUGUAAAACUAAGUGUACUAGAUUACUUUAUAUUUGCUGUUUUAGACAAGUCACAAAGACAGGAUCUGAUUAAGUUUGCCUUUUGUAAAUAUCAGCCCCAAAAAGAUUUUGUGUGGGGACCCAAAAAGAUUCUGUCAAGAUUCUGUGCAAGCAAUGAAAGCAAGAUUGUUUCAGGGUAUGAAUGGAAAGCAUAUGAGGAAAGGGAAAUAACACCUAGUAGUCGCAGUAACACUGAAGAUAAUUCCAGAAAAAUUUCCAAUGUGCAAAAAAGUGAGUCCAGUCAGAGCAAUAAUGCAAUGCCUGAAGAAAAGACAGGUGUAUCGGGUGAUCAGAAAACCUCUGGCCAAAGUAAGGAAAAAGGGCAAGUUAAAGGUGAAGACCAUCAGAUCAGCUUAAAGAGUCCACAAGGUGGGGAGAAAAAUGGUGUUGAUCGUCAUGUUCGGAAUCAACAUAAGUCUAAUAUUAGAGGAAACGUGAUGUGUGAAGAAAAAUCUGACGGAGAAAUAAACGUAUAAAACUAAUGGCAAUGUAAAAAAAAUGUUUGUGGUAAUUUCAUAAGUUUUGACUUAAAUUUUGAUUUAAUAUCAAUUACUUCUGUUUACAAGCUGAUAGAUAACAGGAGAUUAGAAACAUUAUAUUCUACUGGCUAGCUAUACAAACAAAAUGUUUGUUUGUUUGUUUUGCUAUACAAAAUUAUAUUGAUAGAAGUGAUUACCUCAGAAAGAAAUUAGGUAAUGACAUUUUGGUAGUAUGAAAAAAGGAAUAUUUGUUAAUGAUAGAUUCAUGAUUUUUCUACUUGACUGGCUGGUAUGUCUAAAUUUGAAGUGUAAGAUUAUAAAAGUUAAACUAUAUACAUUUUUGCUUAUUUAAAAAAAACAUGUUAUAAAUAUGAUGCUCUUCUACUGUUUUCACUAUUGAAGCUAAUAAAAUGGUGUGAUUGUUGAAGAAAGUCAUGCACUAAAAAAACAAAGGCUCCAUUAAACCUCAAUAUAAAACAUUGUGUAGUGUGUUACUUAUGUAGGCAGAUAUCUAUAGGCUACAUAGUGGUCUAUAAUAAUAUUUUUGUGGCAUACAGUAUAACGUACAUAUUAAAUCUAUAAUAGGAUAGUAUAAGUGCUAUUGAAAGUGGUAGUAAGAGUAUUUAGAUCUAGAUAAUAGUCAACAAAUAAAGAGCAAAAGGAAAUGUUACUCAAAAGGUCUAGUGAAAAAAACAGCCAUAAUUUCCUGUAAUUGUUUACUAAGCUUUCCUGUAAUUCUAUUUUGCUAUACAGAAAUGGAAAAAGACCAAUAGGCCUGAGCAUUUUAUGCUUGUGUUUUGUUUUAGUUUCCCUUGCAUUUAACACAAUAGGGUAUGCCAAUCAGUACACACAUGUGGGUUUGGCUCCACCUUUGGCUAGCCGAAGGCCCAAUUUCAUUUCUCUGUCUUACCCCUUAGUUUUGCACGUUCACGAGAGAGAAAGGGCUAUUCCAAUUGGGCCUUACUCUCACGUGAACAUGCAAAACUAAGGGGAAGGGGUAAGACAGAGAAAUGGGAUUGGGCCUAAAUACCUUUUAUAAGGUCUGCUUUCUGACCCUUGCCUUUCAAAAUGAAAACAUAAAACAGUACAGCAAAUGGUCAAGCAAAAUAGAAGAAUGGCACCUGACUGUUCCUCUACUAAAAGACUAGCCGCACCUUUAAAGGGACACUUUACCCAUUUGCAUUAAGCUUUGUAUAGUUAGAACCCCAGUCAUGUUUUUGAAUGGUCAUGCAUAAUUUUCUCAGUUGCUGCUGAGACAGGAGAAAUACAGAUUUCAGUGUUGCACUUCCUUCUUUCAAUGAUGUAAAAAUCAUCAUUUUGCAUCAUUGAAAGAAGGAAGUCCAAUAUCUUUGUUGAGGGAGUGAGACUACAAACACCCCUUUUCUCGGUCAAAUAGGCACCACAUUUUAAAUGUAUGUUACAUUUUGACUACAAAUAUGACACACUUUCAAUAAAGAUUCAUGUUUCUACGGGUGAAAUGCCCCUUUAACUGUUCCUUAUACCGUGUAGAUUGUUCAAGUUAACUUUCCUUUAAUAAAUAAAAUGUCUUAUUUUUCUUGUCAUGUUGUUUAACCUGUAACCAGGGCCGGUGCUAUAUCACGUCCUUUGUUUCCUGCUUACCAAAAGCAGCAUGCAAAGACAGUUCAGCACAUGAUAUUCAGGAAAAAUGUGUUUUAAAAAAUAAACGUAGCUUUGUUCUGUGUAUCAACGUAAUUUCAGGACAGAUUCACUUGAAACUUGAGCGCUGCUGACUCUGUUUAGACACUUUUAAUGCGUGUGCAGGAUAGUAUUGUGUGGGGAGCUGACUAUCAAAACGGUCAAAUUAAAAAAGUUUGUAUUUAAGGUCAAGCAGCAAACAAAACUGGCGUUACCUAAAAUAAACUGUCUGCAUAUCUUGUAAAUCCUCUACACUUUUAGUUUUCAUAUCAUGAAAACAUGAUGCAUAUUUAUCGAAGAGAAAAAAAUUAUUCUGCUUAGUAGUUUGUCUGUUUUACUUCCAGUGGCAGCUGAUUUGUAUGGAUAUUUAAGGUAUAAAAAGGUAUUGAAAUACAUAUGAAUAUAUCCAUAGUCUAAUUAGAUAACUUUAUACUAUAUAUUGGUUCAGUAAGAGGGA